Messenger RNA from Labrus mixtus (cuckoo wrasse), 4795 nucleotides. RefSeq names its product solute carrier family 8 member 2a (gene slc8a2a). Gene Ontology annotation, biological process: cell communication; calcium ion import across plasma membrane; sodium ion transmembrane transport. Gene Ontology annotation, cellular component: axon; postsynapse; sarcolemma. The coding region runs from base 219 to 2972 and encodes 917 amino acids. The transcript has 13 exons. The record is from RefSeq and is a predicted model, not a curated record. Gene Ontology annotation, molecular function: calcium:sodium antiporter activity. NCBI's taxonomy places the organism in Eukaryota, Metazoa, Chordata, Actinopteri, Labriformes, Labridae.
UGGACUCGCAGCAGCAUCACCGUUAGUUCACUGCGAUGUGAGUUACCGGGAAAGUUCACUCUGUGAGUUCAGACCGGGAUAGUUUUACCGGGCGUGUGUUCCCAGACUUCCAGAAGCAAUGGCAGCGUUUGGUGGAGCCGUGCCAUAAAGCUGAAGGAGAGUCCUCUUACCCAGCGCCUCCCUCAGAGACCCCAGGCCCCUCCACACUCAGGGAUACCAUGGGACCCGUUCACCUUCCCCCCUUCCUCUUCCUCCUCCUCUCCCUUCUUUUCCUGACCCACCCUUGCACCUCCUUCAGGCCGCAGUUUGUGGAGCGAGCGUCUGGCCCUGAGCAGCCUCAGUCCUCUGCUAACUCUACCGGUAAGAAGGCGUGUGCAGGGGUCGUAGUGUGUAAGCCGGGGAUCCUGCUGCCGGUGUGGCUUCCUCUCAACCCUCCAGUGGGGGAACAGGCGGGGAGAGCAGUUGUCUACUUCAUGUGUCUCAUGUACAUUUUCCUGGGUAUCUCCAUCAUCGCAGACCGCUUCAUGGCCUCCAUCGAAGUUAUCACCUCUCAGGAGAAAGAGGUGACCAUCACUAAUUCUAACGGAGAAAGGACGGUAACGACAGUGAGAGUGUGGAACGAGACUGUGUCCAACCUCACACUCAUGGCCCUGGGCUCCUCUGCACCCGAGAUCCUGCUUUCUGUUAUUGAGGUGUGUGGGCACAACUUUGAAGCAGGUGAGCUGGGCCCGAGCACCAUCGUAGGCAGCGCUGCGUUCAACAUGCUGGUGAUCAUCGGGCUGUGUGUGUCUGUAAUCCCCAACGAAGAGUCACGAAAAAUCAAACACCUCCGAGUGUUUUUUAUCACCGCUUUCUGGAGUAUCUUUGCCUACAUUUGGCUCUACCUCAUUCUGGCAGUCAUCUCACCUGGGAUUGUAGAGGUGUGGGAGGCUAUAGUGACGCUGCUUUAUUUUCCGGUGUGUGUGGUCUUGGCUUGGAUCGCUGACCGUCGCCUUCUCUUCUACAAGUACAUGCACAAGCGUUACCGUGCCGACAAGAGGCAUGGCAUCGUGGUGGAAAUGGAGGGUGACCUUGCCCCUAAAGGCAUCGACAUAAUCAUGGACGGAAAGUUGUCAGAUGGGGGUGCUUGCCCUGAAAACUCCUCCAGUGUGACAGUCUCUGUGCAGACCGGCAACGAACUGGACCAGAAAACCAACGACGAGGUGGUCCAGAUCCUAAAAGACCUGAAGGAGAAGCACCCAGACAAAGACCUGGACCAGCUGAUUGAGAUGGCUAACUACUCGACUCUGGUUCAGAAGAAGAAGAGCCGUGCUUUCUACCGCGUUCAGGCCACGCGCAUGAUGAUCGGCGCUGGAAACAUUUUGAAGAAACAUGCUGCUGAGCACACGCGUCGCUCUGGAGGUCUGGAUUCUGACAAGGCCACGUGCUCACACAUUUGUUUUGAGAGCGCUCAGUACCAGUGCACGGAGAACUGCGUCUCUAUGAGCGUCGGGGUGAUCCUCGAUGGGGGGACAGGCCAGGACACCUUUUAUGUGGACUACUGUACAGAAAACGGCUCUGCCAACGCUGGAGCUGACUAUGAAUUCACUAAAGGAACUCUGGUGUUUAAACCAGGGGAGACGCACAAAGAGAUUAAGGUGGGAAUCCUGGACGAUGACGUCUUUGAGGAGGAUGAGCACUUCUUUGUGCGUCUUCAGAACCUGAGGUUAGAAGAAGGUGGAAGUGAAGGGGCAGGAAGUCCACCAAAGGGGAGACUAGUGGAGCCGCUUGUUGCCACAAUCACAAUCCUGGACGAUGACCACGCUGGCAUCUUCACCUUUGGCCAGCAAGUGCUGCGGGUCAGUGAGAGCACGGGCACGCUGACGGUCACAGUGGUGAGGAACUCAGGCUCCAGGGGGACCGUCUCAGUACCAUAUCAUACAGAGGAUGGAAGUGCCAAGGCGGGGGUGGACUACGAGGACACCAGAGGAGAGCUGGAGUUCACUAAUGAACAGACCAGUCAGGUCUUAAAAGUGCGCAUAAUAAAUGUGGAGGAGUACGAGAAGCAGGAGAACUUCUUCAUCGUGCUCGAGGAUCCCAAAUGGCUGAAGCGAGGACUCUCUGCUCUGCUGCUAAACCAGGGUAACCCCACCCCUGAGGAAGAGGAUGCGCGAAGGAUCUCCGAGAUGGGAAAACCUAUUUUAGGAGAACACAGCAGACUGGAGGUCAUCAUAGAGGAGUCCUGUGAGUUCAAGAACACAGUCGACAAACUGCUGAAGGACACAAAUCUGGCUGAGGUGCUCGGCACUCACUCAUGGAGAGAGCAGUUCAUGGAAGCCCUCUCAGUCAGUUCAGGUGAUGGAGAUGAGGAGCAGCGGAUGCCGAACUGCUUCGACUAUUUCAUGCACAUAUUGUGCAUUUUCUGGAAGAUUCUGUUUGCUUUCGUCCCGCCAACAGAGUACUGGAACGGCUGGGCGUGCUUCAUAGUGUCGAUCUCUGUCAUCGGUAUCUUAACAGCCGUUAUCGGAGACCUGGCCUCUCAUUUCGGCUGCACUGUCGGCCUGAGAGACACCGUCACUGCUGUGGUCUUCGUGGCUCUGGGGACUUCACUUCCUGAUACCUUUGCAAGUAAAGUGGCUGCCACUCAGGACCAGUACGCAGAUGCAUGUAUAGGCAAUGUGACAGGAAGCAAUGCUGUGAAUGUGUUUCUGGGUAUCGGGUUGGCCUGGUCUGUGGCUGCUGUGUACUGGGAGGUCAAAGGUAAGGUCUUCCGUGUGGACCCCGGCUCGCUGGCCUUCUCCGUGACACUCUUCACCAUUUUUGCCUUUCUCUCUAUGGGAGUGUUGAUGCUGCGCCGGAGGCCGUCCAUAGGGGGCGAACUGGGAGGCCCGCGGAUCCCCAAGAUCCUCACCUCAUUGCUUUUCUUUGGACUCUGGUUCCUCUACAUCCUCUUCUCCAGCUUGGAGGCCUAUUGCCAUAUACAAGGCUUCUAAGAGAGCACCUCAGAGGAGAGAAACAACAAAAGCACAUUACCAGGACAUCCACCUGUAAAGUACUGCAACUACUAUCAACAACUGCUGCCAUGGUUCAUAAUAAAGUGUGUGUGUCACAACACUGCAGGACAGUUCUGAUCAGUAGAAAUAAAUUGUGACAGUACUGAUAACGUACAGUGACGUUUUUCAUAAAGGAAGGAAAACUGUCAUUUCUCUGUGAUGUUGCUGGAUUUUGCUCGAUACAGACUUGAAUACCUGCAGGCUCCUUACCUGGAUUUCAAGUUUGGUGUAGUUUCUCCUCGUGCUUAAAGAGGCUGAUUCCAAAGAGAUGGCCUAAUGUAGUGAUCAAAUAAGAAAAUAAUAAUGGGUGUUCUGAAGUUGUGACACAUAAAAAGCCCCUCUAGUAUCAGAAAAUAUGAAAUCAUUUAAAGUCUGUUGUUUUGUUUAUCAGAACAAAUCAAAUAAUCAUAAGGCCGGGAAAUGAAGCAAAAAAUAGAGUAUUUGAUACAGAUCAGUAUCAAUGAUCAUCUUUAUACAUUAUAAGAUCAAUUUGCCUGUUUGUAGAUCGUCCUCAUAAUGACAGAGGCCUGGAUAAAGUUUAUACACAAGUUGUUCAACAUUUUUUGUGCUUUUUAAAAGGUUAGGUUAGUAAAAUCGGUAAAAACACUGAUUGAAGCCGUUUCAUGUUUGACUUGGGCGUCUCUCUGACACUUGGAAACACUAAGCCAGUAGGGGCUUUGGGCUGAGCUACCUCUCAAAUUAGCUCAGCACGUUUUUAGGUCUUUAUUUCUUUAGUGUUAACUGGCUCCUUCUCUUCAAGACAAACAAAGUUAAACCAGUAAAAACAGCUCACCGGGCACAGGAUGUAAGGAGGGGGCUAAAUGUCUGUAUAGUUGACACAUUGUUUCCAAUUUAGGUCAAUAAUUUCCUCCUUUUCAGAGGAUAAUGGGAGUUAACUAUCGACAUUGCCACUAGGUUUACAGCUCGAACAGUGUUUGCAGGCGUGAUUUCUAGCAUGCGCUUCAUGGUCAAGCAAAAUACAGCAGACUAACACUUCCUGUUGCGUGAUAGGCUGUCUGGUUCAUCUGGUGACAUAUGACCAAAGUUAAUCUGCUUUAUUCCCAUUCAUUUUACUGCAAUCCUCUUUCAUGAUUGCUUUAUGGCACAGCUGUGGCGUAUGAUCGUAGUGGCCACUUGUCAAAAGAGGAAUCCGCACUCAAAUGGGCUUUUUUAAAGUUUGUUUUCAGAAAGCAUUAACCUGUGAUAUGGUCUGUUAUACAAGAGGUGUUAUAAGCACGAAAGAAGAACAGUUACCACAGUUUUCUGUGCACAGAUUUAGAUACUGUAACUGUAAAUGUUUGAGUUGCAAGCCAAUCAGAAGCAAGUAUUUCCCCAGUUUAAUUUAAUCAAAAGUCUGAAAGCGAAGCGGCAGUUUUGUGAAAUCUCUCUCAGAUAAAGGGUUUUAAGCACUGUUUUGUUUCUUUUGAUGCACCUACUGAAUUUGAUCUCUCUAUAAUAAUUGGUAAAAGUAAUGAUCAGAAAUGCACUACAUGGACCCACAAUGUUGAAAUAUAUCAUUCAUAAACAAUUAAAGAGCAAUGAUUUUUGAUGAUUGAAUAAAGACAUUACAUUAUAAUUGUACCUAGUAUCUGCCAGUGAGUGUGGCUUUUUGAAAGGGAUUUAUUCACCUCUGAAGUCUUAUCUGUUUAUUUAUCAAUGGUGUAAUGAAAUGUAUUUGCAAUGUCAUGUAUUUGAUCUAAUAUGAAGAGAAAGAGAUUGUAAUUUAUUGUACGUUGUCAUAAUUACAUUGAAAUUUUAAGUGA